ACCCAGACACUGAUAACCAUUAUCUAGACUUAGGAAAAACCGUUAUUUUAUUCUUCAACGGUUUUCUUUUAUGUACAUUGUUGAAUAAUUCUCCCCAAUCCUACUCCCUUAAAUCACCCCUUGACAUACCGAUAGACCCCCUCGGUUUUUGGCGCUCUAUUUCUCACUUACCGUUUGUCCGUCUCUUGGUUAUGGUCCUGUAGGUAGUACGUUAUACAGAUAUAGUGAGCGGUUCGUGCUACUGCAAACUUGACGGUUAAUUUUUUUGUUUGUUUCCUAUAAACAAUUAUUGUAUAUUUGAAUUUCAACAUUUUGUUUUAAGUCCCAUUUUAUUUUUCUAUAUAUAUUUUAUUUAUAUCUGAUUUACCUACUAUCGGUGCAGCUCAAUUAUGUCGUUUGUGAAGAGCAAAAUUAAGCGGUUUAACGAAGUCUCAAGUUGUGCACCACCUCCUGGAACAUAUGAUCCAAAAAGUCCUUGUCCAAAAGUUAUUAAAGGUUCAAAAUUUAACAAAGCAGAGAGAUUUAAAGAACCUUCUGUCCCACAAACUGCUAAAAAAGUAGCAAAAGUACAGUCAACGUUGAAAACCGCAUCAAAUUUCAGUUCUCAAAGUUCAGUUUAUACAGAAUGUUCUAAAAAAUCUAACAAAACCAUAGAUUCUAAUUCAACAAGAAUUGGUUCGACAAAAAUAAGAGCUAAACGUCUUUUAGAAUUAAAAAAAUUAGAUUCUAACCUUACUAAAGCUCUUGUUGACAUUGAAAAACUAGAUAAUUCUAAAAGUACAACAGAUACAUGUAAAGACUAUAUUAAUACAUGUCGCAGUGCUUGCUCAGAGGCAUUGGAAAAUCGUGUGUGUAGAAUGGUCAUUGAAAAUUCUCAAGCUGCUUUGUAUGCAGUUUGUGACCGUUUACGUGAAACAUACAAACAUAAUGAAAUUUUACAAAAUGAAACUGCACGUUUACGAGAAGAAAUUGGUGAAAAAAAGUCUUUUGAAGAAUUAGCAGCUGAUCAAAUUGCUGUUGUUGAACGUAAACUUACUGAAAAAGUUAAUGAUUAUAUGAAGAUUUCUGAGACAGUUAAAGAUAAUUGUUUAGCUAAAAUGAGAUAUAUUCUGGUAGCUCUGGAUGAACUAGAAUCUAUGGUUGAUGGUGAAGCAAAAGAAAUUAUUCAUAAAUUAAAGUUGGAUAUUGAAAAUACAGAUCCAGAAGGUCCUAAUUACAAACAGCUUUUAGAGAAAUAUGAAAAAACGCUAAACAGAAACAUUCAACUUGAAGAAAUUGCUAAAAAAUAUGACGAUUUAGAAAGAAAAAUAAUUGAUUUGACAAAUGAAAAGAAUGCUAUGGCAGCUAAAUUACAAAAUAAUAAACUUAAGACAACUGGCUUAUCAAAGAACCGUUUAGAUGCUUUGGCCACACCUCGCAGACGUGUCGAUGCUGAGAAUAUUGCCCCAAAAAAUAAAACUUAUGUACUUAAGAGUAAUACAUUAAUUAACACUGUAAAACCAGUUGCUCAGUCUUCUCCAUUGAGAGAAAUGAACUGGUAAUUAAAAUAUUUAUGUAUUUUUUUUUUAUUUCAUUGUAUUUUUCUUUUUUUAUUGAUUAAUCUGUCCACCAAAUGUUUUAUGACUCAAUAUUUUACUUCUAAGUUUUUAUGUAUAUUUUUUUACACUAUUAUAGUAUAAACUUAAUAUUUGACUGAUAAUAAAUUGAUUAAUAUUUA
Aphis gossypii (cotton aphid) is the source of this 1717-nucleotide messenger RNA. RefSeq names its product hyaluronan mediated motility receptor-like. Gene Ontology annotation, molecular function: hyaluronic acid binding. Bases 390 to 1541 code for a protein of 383 amino acids. The record is from RefSeq and is a predicted model, not a curated record. NCBI's taxonomy places the organism in Eukaryota, Metazoa, Arthropoda, Insecta, Hemiptera, Aphididae. The transcript has 6 exons.